Molecule: messenger RNA, 1688 nt
Organism: Colletotrichum godetiae
Lineage: Eukaryota; Fungi; Ascomycota; Sordariomycetes; Glomerellales; Glomerellaceae
Product: major facilitator superfamily transporter
Exons: 9
Coding region: 1-1584 (527 amino acids)
Biological process (GO): transmembrane transport
Cellular component (GO): membrane
Molecular function (GO): transmembrane transporter activity
Source: RefSeq, a predicted model, not a curated record
AUGGGGUCUUUCGCUCAAGCAGUGAAGAAAAACAAGAUAGGGGCGGUGGUUUUAUCAGUAUUUGACUGGUACCCCUCCCACUAUCCUGCAGAAGAGCGGAAGCUGUUGCGGAAACUCGAUCUCGCCAUUUUGGUGUUUGGGAGUCUGUCUUUCUUUUGCAGAUUCCUUGGGCAACAAAAUGUCACCAACGCCUAUGUCUCAGGCAUGCGUGAGGAUCUUGAUUCUCAUGGCAACGAGCUGAAUUACUAUGUCGUUGCUUACAAUACCGCAUACGUCAUUGGACAGAUUCCGCUCAUGACUCUACAAACCAAGGCGAAAAUAGCGCCUUUCUUACUACCUUCCCUCCAGAUUAUCUGGGCAGUCAUUGCCUUUUCUCAGUCUACAAUUAAGCAUAGUUGGCAUUUGUACAUCCUCCGCGCUGUCACAGGCUUUCUCGAAGCUUCCUCAUUCGGCGGCACUCAUCUCAUUUUGGGCAGCUGGUUCAAGAACGAGGAGCUCUUCAAGCGAGCUGGAGUGUGGUUUAUGGGCAAUUCCCUAGGCUCUAUGUUCUCCGGUUACCUACAAGCUGCUGCGUAUCGAAACCUCAAUGGCGUCUUUGGGCGCGCAGGUUGGCGAUGGCUCUUCAUCGUUCAAGGGAUCAUCACCUUGCCCAUAUCCUUCUUAGGUUUUGCGUUCUGGCCUGGUCUGCCCACCUCUCCCAAGAGGUGGUACUUCUCCGCGGAGGAGCAUGCCCUUGCUGUUAAGCGAAUGCCGACGGUCGAGCAAGAAGGUAUUACAUGGAAGACGUUCAAGUAUACGCUCUCAAGACCAAUGUGGUGGAUUUGCGUUCCCUGCUACAUCUUUCUGUGCCAGGCACAUUACUGGACAGGUUAUAUGGCUUUGUGGCUAAAGGCAGCUGGCUACUCUGUUGAGUUGGUGAACAUCUUGCCGACUUUCAUCGACCUUCUACGCGCACUAUCUUCGUGGCUUGGAACUACGUUGGCGGGCUGCUUGAGUCUUAGAGGACUUUGGUCUUUUCAAGCUUCAUUUGUCCUAUUCUCAUGUAUUGUCCUGUCGAUAUGGAAUGUCCCCGACAUUCUCAAGUUCCUCGCAUUCUAUUUCGGAGGGUUUUCUGGAAUGGCAUCUCCGAUCUUGGUAUAUCACCCUCGGUGCUGCGAUAGACUCACUAAGCUAACAAAAGCCCAUCAGUAUUCCUGGUUGAACUCCACGCUCAAAGAAAACUAUGGUGAAAGAGGACUCAUCAUCUCUUCAAUGAUGACUCUCGGAUUCUGUGGACAAAUUUGGAUCCCUCUCUUCACUUUCCCAACUGUAGAAGCACCACGCUAUCCCCACGGAUAUCCCGCAGCUACAGUGUUCGAAGUUGCAAUGUGGGGUUUCCUCAUGUUCGGCACUUGGUACAUGAAGAGAUGGAAGCACAAGCACCCUGAUCUGGAGAUGAGGCUUGCAACCGAAGGAGCAGCCGGGGAAGGCUCUUCAGUCAUCGGAUCUGACUCCGAUAGACCCGAUGGUGAUGGUCCGGCUCCCCAGUACACGGGCAAAGGGGAAGAGGUCGUGGCCACUCAACCUGUGAGCCAGAAAGGUUGAGAGACGUUCUAGAGACUAGAAGUCAAGAGCGUGCAAUGAAUGUCUUAUGAACAUCGCAAAGGCAGAGGAUUUGGCCGUGUUACUUGAUGGAGGUACGCAGGUGU